AUGUCGGACAUCUACACUGUGGAGAAGCUUGUGGGCUUUCGAUACAAUGGGAAGACCCCUGAAUGGCGGGUGCGGUGGCAGGGCUAUGGGCCCAAAGAUGACACGUGGGAGACGCGCAAGAACUUGCUUAUGGACAGUUCUUUCGCCUUCAAACGCCAAAUGGAACAGAUGGAGAAGGACUAUUUGGCGAAGAGGGCGCUGGCCAGGCACGGCAAGGGAGGGGCGCCCACCCCCGCGAGCAGAAAAAGGAGCUCUUUGCUCUCAGCGCCUCUCCCGGAGGAGACGGACAGCGCGCGAGAGCCGAGCAGCAGCAGCAGCAGCAGCAGCCCUUCGGAAUUCAGCUCCCCGAAACAAAGCAGCAGCAGCAGCAGCAACAGGGGCGCGAAUACCUCAGACUCGGACUGCUCCGUUUCGCAGUCACUUCUGUCUUCCUCUCGACGCACAAAGAGGCCCCACAGAACCAAACCUCCAAGGCGGAGGAGAAGAUGCAUAGAUGAUCUGCUGCGCGCAGGCGGGCCAGAGAGGGGCCCCCAGGCCGUAGACCCGGGCCUGCCGGCCACUCCAGACAGCGGGUCUGAGGCAGUGGGGCCCCCCCUGUGCAGCUGCAGCGGCAAAGUGUCAGGGGCCUUUGGAGGCCUUCCCGCGGCCCAAGAGGGGCCCCCAGGGGGCCCCUCGAGGGGGACCCGACUCAGGGGCCGCUGUGGGGGCUCUUUGACUCCAAAUAAGAAAGCAGAGACGAAGGUGGAGGCCCCUUUCCGGCGCCUGAGGAUGGUUGGAGCUGAAGAGCCCCCCCAGGCAGCAAGCCGCUCGGAGGCCUCGGGGCUUACUUCCAGCUCCUGGAAGUCUUCCCCGGAUAUUGACGGGGAGGAGGCCUUGGGGGCCCCCACGGGCUUCACUGUCAACGACCCGAGUGACGAAGACCUGGGGCCCCCCUUUCUUCAGGGGGGCCCCCCCCACAGCGUCAGCGGGUACGAGGCCCCCACUUCCCAGGACCUGCAGCAGCAGUACAGUUGGGACACGCCCUUGGGAAACACUCCAGAACCCUCCGCAUUUUUCGAAUCUCCCGCAGUCCACAGCAGCACAGCAGUGGGAGUGGCAGCAGCAAAUGCCUCUGGCGCCCACGGGGGCAUGCAAGAGGACUGCCGUUUCUGGGUGCCUGCUGAGUCGCCAGCGGGGCCUUCUUGCUACUUUCCUUUCAGACAAGAGGCGGCGAUGAGACUCCCAGCCUCCUGGGAAGUUCAAGGGGGCUUCGAGGGUCCUCCUCUCUUGACUCCGUGUGCAGACAGGCCUGCCGGAGGCCCUUUUGAAGGCCAGGAGGCCUUGCUGCACAGCUGCAAGCAAGGGCCGCCUCUUUUCUGCCCCACAGGUGCGUCUUGUGCUGCAAAUAGUCGCCUGGGGGGCCCCACAGUCAGCUCCCCAGAAGCCUAUGGGGCCCCCGUAUCCCACCUGACUACGCCGGGGUUUACGCAGCUUCCGCUGGCCGGCGGGUUCCCGGGAGCCGAGGGGCCCCCAGAAGCACUAGCGGGAGUUGCAGAGAUUCCGGCAGAGGCCGCAGUUGGUCUGCCGGGGCUCCCUGACACCAGUGACACUCAGUGGCUACAGCUGCCAGUGCAGCAGGUAAAGGGAGAGCAGCACUCGGCAGUUUCCUCUUCGAGCUCUCUGGGCGUUUCACGCGGCUUAAUUAAUAGAUACCCGUGUGAAAAUUUGUUUCCGGGCCGGGUACGUAUUGUCAAGGUAGUGCGAGGUGAGGCCGCGGGCGCAGCUGGCGUUACGGGUGCUGUCGUUCAUUAUGUGAUUGCUGCUUCACCAGGCAAAGCAGCAGACCCCAGCCGAAACGUUUGGGGCACCUGCUCUAUCCUGGAGGCACGGCGGUUCUGUCCGGGAGCGCUUUGUGAUUACCUGCUGCGGAAAGCUCUGUUUAAGAGCACAGACAAGCAGGCCCAAAGUCAGAAGGGAAUGGUGACCACCGGCCAGCCCUGUGCAGCCGUUGCCUCUGUUCCUCCCAACCCAGAACUAACCUACAACCCUGUAUUGACACAGGACAGCAACAGCAGCAGCGUUGACAAAGGCAGCAGCAACUGCGACAGCAACGUAAACGGGCUCAAAGAAGCCUUCGCUGCUUCCCAGAGCUCUUUUCCCGCCACAGCUGAAUUCAGCAGGAGCGCCAGCUGUUUCUGA
Messenger RNA from Eimeria necatrix, 2178 nucleotides. RefSeq lists its product as hypothetical. Gene Ontology annotation, cellular component: pericentric heterochromatin. Bases 1 to 2178 code for a protein of 725 amino acids. The record is from RefSeq and is a predicted model, not a curated record. Lineage: Eukaryota; Apicomplexa; Conoidasida; Eucoccidiorida; Eimeriidae. The transcript has a single exon. Gene Ontology annotation, molecular function: chromatin binding. Gene Ontology annotation, biological process: chromatin organization; negative regulation of transcription by RNA polymerase II.